Nylanderia fulva is the source of this 943-nucleotide messenger RNA. Its product is annotated as exosome complex component MTR3. Gene Ontology annotation, molecular function: RNA binding. The record is from RefSeq and is a predicted model, not a curated record. Gene Ontology annotation, biological process: U4 snRNA 3'-end processing; rRNA catabolic process; poly(A)-dependent snoRNA 3'-end processing. Lineage: Eukaryota; Metazoa; Arthropoda; Insecta; Hymenoptera; Formicidae. Gene Ontology annotation, cellular component: nuclear exosome (RNase complex); cytoplasmic exosome (RNase complex); nucleolus.
ACACCCUCUAUAUUGUCCUAUAUACAGUCUGUUGUUCUAUUUUUACACGUGCAUCCUGUUGCAAUCCAUAUACAUAAUGCCGACUGAUCAGAAACGCAUCAAUGGACCAGAAGCUUCUGUUCCAUAUGAUAUUUAUAUCCAUUCGGAAUUAAAGGACAAAGGGAUACAAUUUAAUGCUCCAAAAAGACAUGACGGCCGGUCAAAUGACGAGCUUAGAAAUAUAUUUUUAAAAAUAGGUAUAGUUAGCCAGGCUAAAGGUUCCGCAUACAUCGAAAUGGGCAAUACCAAAGUCAUCUGCUCGGUAUUCGAUCCUAGAGAAGUGCCUAAUAAAACUGGUUAUUGCGUGCAAGGGGAAUUAUUUUGUGAAUUCAAAUUUGCACCCUUCUCUCAUCGCAAACGGAAACUGUAUCAGCAAGAUGCCGAAGAGAAGGAAUAUAGUUUAAUAUUGCAAAGAGCUUUGGAACCAGCUGUGUGUUUGCAAGAGUUUCCCAAUUUCCAAGUUGACGUUUAUGCAACAGUUCUUGAUAAUGGUGGGUCUGCAUUAGCUGCGGCGAUAAUGGCAGCUAGUUUAGCCUUAGCAAACGCUGGUGUGCCAAUGUUUGGUUUAGUCACUGCGUCCACUAUAGGCAUAUACGAUCACACGUAUUUAGUGGAUCCAACAGACAAGGAAGAAACUACGUGUUGUACAAAAUCUGUAUCAGGCACAGUUCACGAUCAUGGGAUUAUAAUACAGGCUGCUCUUUCACAACACGGCCAAGUUUCUGAAAUGUUUGUAGUAGGAAGUAUCGAUACAGAUACCAUUGUACAUUCCAUGGAUAUUUUAAACAAGGCUCACAAAGAUAUAAGUCCCUUGUUGGAACAGUGUCUUGUAAAGACCGUGUUCAAAGCAUUUCGCCCAAAAAUUAAAAAAGCAGAUACAAAAUAAAGAAGAUAUAGUAUUGAA